Paramecium sonneborni is the source of this 1015-nucleotide messenger RNA. Lineage: Eukaryota; Ciliophora; Oligohymenophorea; Peniculida; Parameciidae. The record is from the annotation of a GenBank genome assembly.
AUGAUCUAAAAAUCUGAGUACUUAGCUGAUGAGGCAAAAGAAAGGGAAUCAAGAAUCCAAAGUAAGGAUUACUUAUAUAAAAAAAGGAAUGGAAAAAUAAUUAAUUGAAAAUUAAUAUAGUAAACAAACAUAUCCAAAAAAAUAUGAUUAUACUCAUACAAAAAAUAAUUAUGCAGUACCAAUAAAUCAAUUGGAUUAUAAAUCAUUUUAUUAAUCUUAUUUGCCUUUAGAUCAGAGAGAGAUAAGUAAUAAAAAUUAAUAAGUUACUUAAAAUAAAAUUUCUUCAUUUAAAUUAAGUUAUGACAACAAUGAAAAAGAUUUAUCCCCUAAUAAAAAACAAUAAUAAUUAUAAUAUAGGGAUAUUUUAUAAAAAUAAGUUGAAGAAAAGCAAAAUUUAUUGAAAUAGGAAAAAGUUAAGCAUGAAUGCACUGAUCUCUUUACAAAUAAUUAAUAGAGUACACCAGUACAUAAAAUGAAUAGUUUAAGUAAAGCAGAAUAUUAAAAUUAUUUGUAAUUAUAAAUUUAAGAAAAAUAAGGCCAUAAUAAAAUAUUUUUUACUCCUAAUAAAAAUUAAUAGAAAAUUGAAGAGAAUAAAGAUAAAAAUAUUAAGGAAUCAAAAGAAUUUUAAAUAAUUUAAAAGUAAUUAAAAUAAUAUUAGGAAGAAAAAAAUUAAAAGGAUCGCAAAUUCUUAUUACAAUAGAAAUUUGAAGAGUCAACAUCAAUGCAUGAAAAAGAAAAGGAUAAAUCAUUUUCUCCUGAAAAUCAUAAUAAAAAGAAAAACUUAAAAUAAGACGAUGAGGAAGAAAAAGCCAGAAUUCAACAAUAAAAAAGUUUUGUUUCAAAAAUUUUAACAGAAUAGAUGUUGGAAAAAUAAAAAAAAAAAGAUGAAGAGAAAAAGUAAUAAGAGACAGAAGAUAAAUUAGCAGAAGAAAGAUGGAAAAAUGAAAUUUCGAUGAUGAAAGAAGAAAAAAAAAAAGAAGAAGAAUUGAAAAAGGAAUAAUAAGGAAGUAAUUGA